CGUAUGGUCUAGACUUCAUCCACGAACGAGAGAGAGAGAGAGAGUUGCAGAGGGAGAAGUAGAAGAGAAGCAGGAAAGAUGGGAGUGAAUUCGCUCGUCUUCUUGGCACUAGCGCUUCUUUUCUCUCUGAACUCCGAAGCUUAUCACUGUUCAACUCAAGGAGUACCUUUGGUGAGGAAUAUUGGUGAGCUUCCACAGGAUAACUUUGGGAGGCCUGGAUUGUCCCACAUUACUGUUGCUGGUUCACUCUUGCAUGGGAUGAAAGAGGUUGAAGUAUGGCUUCAAACAUUUGCUCCGGGAUCACACACACCUAUUCAUAUGCACUCCUGUGAAGAAAUUUUCGUUGUCUUAAAGGGGAGUGGCACUCUCUAUCUUGCCUCAAAUUCAUAUACAAAAUACCCCGGAGAACCCCAAAAAUUUCCUAUCUUCACAAAUAGCACAUUUCAUAUCCCUGUUAAUGAUGCUCACCAGAUCUGGAAUACAAAUGAAAAUGAGGACUUGCAAGUUCUAGUUGUCAUAUCACGUCCUCCAGUCAAAGUGUUCAUGUACAACGAUUGGUUCAUGCCUCACACGGCUGCCAAAUUGAAGUUUCCCUACUAUUGGGAUGAACAAUGUUUUGAGACACCGCAGAAAGAUGAGCUUUAGCAUUCAAGUCAAUACCUUGCCACAUUGGUGACAUACUGCUCUAUAUGGUAUUUAUUGUUUUUUGUUGUCUUUGUAAAGUGUAAGCACCAAGUGUAUCAAUUGUCUGGUAGGAUUUGCUGAGAUCAUUGGAGUUGAGAAUUUGAAACUAACAGAUUGUUGGUCUAUAUGAAUUUUUCAGUUAUGCCCAUUGGUCCUUUGAUGUUGUAUGGAAUUAAAGUUUCCUUUUAUUAACUAACAUUUUAACUA
Camellia sinensis is the source of this 891-nucleotide messenger RNA. It is a transcript of the gene ABP1, whose product is annotated as endoplasmic reticulum auxin binding protein 1. Gene Ontology annotation, biological process: cytokinesis by cell plate formation; unidimensional cell growth; positive regulation of cell division. Gene Ontology annotation, molecular function: auxin binding. Lineage: Eukaryota; Viridiplantae; Streptophyta; Magnoliopsida; Ericales; Theaceae. The record is from RefSeq and is a predicted model, not a curated record.